Anolis sagrei ordinatus is the source of this 4555-nucleotide messenger RNA. RefSeq names its product vasohibin 1 (gene VASH1). The record is from RefSeq and is a predicted model, not a curated record. Gene Ontology annotation, cellular component: cytoplasm. Gene Ontology annotation, biological process: regulation of angiogenesis. Lineage: Eukaryota; Metazoa; Chordata; Lepidosauria; Squamata; Anolidae.
UAGUGAGGCGGGGGGGGGGAGCCCAGCGGUGUCCUGCCCCCGCCUUCGAUGCAGCCCCCGGGCACUGAAGCCCCUCCAGCAGCAGAGCCACCCGGGUCGCGCCUGCGCCUUCGGGGCCUGGAGCGGCAAGCGGGGCCUUUGGGCAGCGGCCGGCUUUUGUCCCCUGCAGCAGGAGGCAGCAUCUGCCCGGCCGGCUACUCCUCCUCGCCCGGUGGCCAAACAAGCCCGGCUCUGGCGAGGAGGAGGCGGCGGCAGGCGACCGCGCGGACCGCUUUCUCUCCGGCGCGCAGCGGGAGCCGCCCUCCUCCCCAGUCCCCCCUUCUCAAGCCAAGAUCGGGCCAUUGGGCUUCCCCCGCAGCUUAGCCGCCUUGCAGAGAGAGAAAAGACCUAUAAAUGCCCCAUAAAAGGCGUCUUUCUUUCCCAAAGCGGCCCCUUUGUCUGGCUUUCUCCUCCGUAGGGUCUGGCUCUGUCUGUCUGCCGCCCCUUUGGCUCCUUCCCUCUGCCCUUGGGAUGCUUUCUUGGACCUGCUGCUGCUGCUGCUGCUGCCUGAACCGGGGGCCAUGCCUUGCUAGGGACCCAGCCCUCUAAACUGCCAUGUCUUCCUCCGCCUUGUUUUGCCUCUAGUCCCUUGAAGAAAGCAGCUGGCAGUGGAGGAGGAGGAGGAGGUGCUGGGCUCUAAAGCGGCCUCCAAAGCUAACCUUGGAUGGAUGCAGGGAUGCCAGGUGGCAAGGUGGACGCUGGUGGCAACGCGGCCGCCCCACGGAGAUCUGAGGCCCGAGACGGGGUGGCACAAAGAGAGGAGGAGCAAGAAGAAGAGGGGGAUGAAGACCUCCGAGAUGGCGGGGUCCCCUUUUUUGUGAACCGGGGAGGGCUCCCCGUCAACGAGGCCACCUGGGAAAGGAUGUGGAAGCAUGUGGCCAAGAUCCACCCGGAGGGAGAGAAAGUCGCCCUGAGGAUCCGGGGAGCUACUGACCUAUCCAAGAUCCCUAUACCGAGUGUGCCUACGUUCCAGCCGUCCACCCUGAUCCCUGAGCGCCUGGAAGCCAUACAGCGCUACAUCAGGGAACUUCAAUACAAUCAUACUGGGACACAGUUCUUUGAAAUCAAGAAAAGCAGGCCUUUGACUGGGCUGAUGGAUCUAGCCAAAGAAAUGACAAAAGAGGCUCUGCCGAUCAAAUGUCUAGAAGCUGUGAUCCUUGGAAUUUACCUCACCAACAACAUGCCAACACUGGAGCGUUUUCCCAUCAGCUUCAAAACCUACUUCUCAGGGAACUACUUCCGCCAUAUUGUGCUGGGAGUGAACUUUGGGGGGCGCUAUGGGGCGCUGGGCAUUAGUCGGCGUGAGGAUCUCAUGUACAAGGCACCAACUUUCCGCACCCUGAGCGAACUCAUCUUUGACUAUGAGGAGGCAUACCGGCGCUGCUGGCACACCCUAAAAAAGGUGAAGCUUGGCCAGUAUGUGUCCCAUGAUCCACACAGCGUGGAGCAGAUUGAGUGGAAACACUCCAUCUUGGAUGUGGAAAAGCUGGGUCGUGAGGAAUUCCGCAAGGAGCUGGAAAGGCAUUCCCGUGACAUGAGACUAAAGAUCAGCAAAGGAACAGGGCCACCAUCACCCACCAAGGAUAGGAAAAAGGAUGUAUCAUCCCCACAGCGAAGUCAAUCCAGUCCACACCGUCGCAACAGCAGAACAGAGAGGCGACCAUCUGGAGAGAAGAAACCUGCAGAGCCCAAAGCCAUGCCAGAUUUGAAUGGUUACCAAAUCAGAGUGUAAAGAAUUUCCUACUAUUUGUGGACUACUCUCUGGCCAACAUUUUUGAACCAGUUCUAUCUGCAGGAUGCACAAUGCCAGAAGGGGAGGUGACACAGUGGGCACAAUGUCUUGUGUGUGUGUGGUUUCUCUCUCUCUCUCUCUCAAGGUUUUUUCCUGCAUUGUUCCCAGAGUUUUAGUCUGCAGCAUACCAUGUAUUCACUUGUCUGACAUCCAUGGGGAGAUCUUUUUUUAAUGGAGUGGUGAAACAAAACUUAAAGUAUCAGGCCUGCUAGUCUCAAGAUGGGGGGGGGGGGUCUAUACUCUAAAAGUCCUAAUGAGAAAAGGACUAUCUGAGCAACCUACUGGUCCAUGCAGAGCUGGAAGGCUUUUACUCUUUUCUAGACUCUUAAUGAACCUUUCUCUUUCUAAAACAAUGAAGUUAAUAUGGAAACCCCAGAAGAAUGCCAAGUGCAGCUGGGAAUAAACAAACAAGUGCUGAUCCUUGUAGAAGGAUUUCUGAAUUUUUACUGUCUUGACAAUUUUAUUUUUACCAAGAAGAGGAAGGGGCAAGAGACAACUGUAUCUUCACGUAUGCCCUAAGAAUCACUGACUUGAUGCUUAUGCUCCAGUUUCAAAUGAUGGUGUGCCUUGUACGAUGAGAACUUGCUCCCCCAUCAUAUAGCUCCAUCAGCCGGCCAACUGGCUCAGUCUCCAGGAAAUGGGUCUUUGAAGGAGGCAACUCAGGUGGCACCUGAAAAGUCAACUGAAGGACAGUGAUGGCUUCAUUGUCUAGUCAGCACAGUUUCCCAUUGCAAAAGAUGCAAGAGGAUUGGUUGGAGACCAGAUUUCUAUACCUUUACUUUCUGGUGCUGAUCUGUUAUUGAUUGAGCAUUCUAGCCUUUCAAGUGGCAGGUGCCAGAGGGAGAAAAAACAUAUCCCUCCAACUAGAUUCCAUAUGUAUGUCUGCCUUUUGAUGGUAAAACAAUGUCUUACUCUUUUUCUAGCAACAGACACCUUGCCGUAUUCCCUUACCAAGGUGUGUUUGUUCGUACUGUAUGAAGAUCACAUAUUAAUUAUUUUUAUUGCUUUGAAGAAUUGAGUUAUUUGGCUAUUGAUGUAUGAAGGAGGCUGGGGGGCACAUUAUUUUCUGUGUAGGGUCUGUCAUGUUUUGUGCUCCCUAGUCUUUCUCUCUCUCCCCUAGUCUUUCUCCCUAGUUCUUUCCCCUCUCUUCCUGACUUGUGCGACAUUUUAACAAUUGCAGGAUUUUCUUGAACUGGUCUGGACCAAAGUCUUGAACUGCCUUUCUCUUUGUCCUUUAUAUUUCAACAGUGAUGUUUCAUCUCCUUACUUUAAAAAAAUGAUAAUUUAAUAUGGUAGCUGGUUUUAGUAGAAGCCUGCUUACAUGUGGACACUUCGAAAUUAUAUCUCAAACUCGAUUCACAACUUUUUAUAACCAUUCUGAUUGGAGAGAAGUAUCUAAGUGAAAUUGCAUAGGGUUGUUGCAGGUUUUUCGGGUUGUAUGGCCAUGUUCUAGAAACAUUCUCUCCUGAUGUUUUGCCUGCAUCUGUGGCAGGCAUCCUCAGAGGUUGUGAGGUCAGUUGGAAACUAGGAAAAUAGGGUUUAUAUAUCAUUUUACCUAGUUUCCAACAGACCUCACAACAUCUGAGGAUGUCUACCACAGAUGCAGGUGAAACAUCAGGAGAGAAUGCUUCUAUAACAUGGCCAUACAUCCUGAAAAACCUACAACAACCCAGUGAUUCCAGCCAUGAAAGCCUUCGACAAUAUAUUGAAAUUGCAUAGAUUGAGGACUUCUUUAAAGUAGACAGUAAGGAUACAACCUUUUUGCCAAUUUGCAAUUUUUUAAAGAGGUAACGAGGGUCUGGUUUAAUAAAGGACAAAACUGAAAGGGGAGAUGGGGUUGUCUGGUCACGGCGUUAAAGGAAGCCUGUAUUAGGAAAAGGAAUGUGGUAAAUAGGUUGAGAGAGCUCUAUAGGGAAUGACAGACUUCACCCAUUCAAUGGAAAUAGUUAUACUGAUUGGGAAUACUGAUAUCUUAACAUUGUUAAAAGAGAAUGAAGAUCUACCAAGAGCUCAUGUAUUAUGUACAGAGGACCUGUGCCAUGCUUUCUACACAGUGUCUUGUUUCCCUGUUCAUCCUGGGCAGCUCAGGCUACAGCAUUUCAAUCAUCACAGGAAAUGUGAUUGCUUUCUUUCACUUUUCUAUUCUUCCUCAACCUCAAGUAAUAAUCAUUCUUUGUCUUUAAUUUGGCCGUCUUUUCACAAAAAGACAACUCUGAUCUUCCUCUCAUCUAGUGAGCAGCUAUGGUGUAAUUAAACACUUUCAGAAAUUAUGUGCUGUGGGUAUCUCUGGCUGGAGAAGCUGGGAGUAUUGUUGCUGAUCAGGAUGACGUUUUGUGUAUAUUGGGAAUGGGUGUGAAACAAUGUGAUGUGAGUUUCUAGUCCUGUCCUACUGAAAUUAUGAGACUUACCAGUGUGCUAACAUCAAGUGGAUGGAGGGAGGGUGGGGUAAAUCUACAAUUGAAAUAUUUAUGCUACAGAAAGUGCAUAAACACUUUUGAGCCAGGUGCAAACAUAUCAUGUAUGUCCACAAAGUAUUAAGAUGUUUGGAGCAUUGUUUAGGGCACUGUGCAUCAUGCUUGUGGCUAGUUCCUUUUUGUCUCUACAAGUAAAAAAAAUACCACUUUUCGAUAUGACUGGAUCAUAUUUAUAUUUAAAAAUUGAUAUUCUUUUUGUAGUUUACAGUGAACCUGAUUUUUGGAUAAUAAAUAGUGGAAACUACUGCAA